CACAGAAAUAUGCAGGAUGCGAAGGUUGCAGAAGACAGAGUCAGCAGUCUGAGUCAGACAGCUGGAACAAUGAAGAUGAUGAUAUGCCCCACAGGAUUUCCAUCCUACCUAGAAGCAGAGCCUUCGUUUCUGAAGAUGAACUGAUUCACUUAAUUAAUUUUAAACCAUCACUGACAGGAGUAUGUCCAAGGACUGGCAUUAGAGGUCUUAUUCGAGGCCUUCAGUCACGGAUUGAGAAUCAAGAGGUGUUGAAAGAGUUCAUGGAUUUAGAACAUGUGAAACCAACAGAUGACUGCAGAACUGGCAAAGCACAAGAAAACAGGGAUAAAAACAGAUAUCAAGAUAUUCUUCCAUAUGAUAAGACACGAGUUCCUCUGGGAGAAAACAAUGGCUACAUUAAUGCAAGUUAUAUUAGAAUGAAAGUUGGAGAAGAGGAACAUUUCUAUAUUAUAACCCAAGGGCCUUUGCCUUCCACCAUGGCGGAUUUCUGGCAGAUGGUUUGGGAGAGUGAGUCAGAUGUGAUUGCCAUGAUGAUGAAAGAAGCGGAGCUAGGAAAAGUGAAAUGCCAUCGAUACUGGCCUGAACCUCCACAUGACUCCAUAGACUUGGCUAACUUCCAUCUCAGGCUAGACAGUUACCAGAUUCUGGAAUACUUCGUAGUUAGAAUAAUAGAAAUGAUCAACAAGCAGACAGAAGAAAAGCGAAUUAUAAGGCAUUUGCAGUUUACCACUUGGCCAGACCAUAGUACUCCCAAACUGGCUGAGCAGCUUGUAAAAUUUAUUUGCUACAUGAGAAAAGCUCACAGGACAGGACCUAUUGUUGCUCACUGUAGUACUGGGAUUGGAAGAAGUGGAGUUUUGCUGUGUGUUGAAAUUCUGCUGAGCUAUAUAGAAAAAGAUCUAUGUUUCAACAUUAAGCACAUAGUGAGAGAUUUGAGAGAGCAGCGUUUUGGCAUGAUCCAAACUAAGGAUCAGUAUCUAUUCUGUUAUGAAUUUGUUCUGGAAGUCCUUCAGAAACUUCAAGCAAUGGAUUCCUAUUGACUGCAACAUGUCUCUUCCCUGUUGUUAUCCCCCUUGGACUCCA
Messenger RNA from Cygnus atratus (black swan), 1083 nucleotides. RefSeq names its product protein tyrosine phosphatase non-receptor type 20 (gene PTPN20). Gene Ontology annotation, molecular function: protein tyrosine phosphatase activity. NCBI's taxonomy places the organism in Eukaryota, Metazoa, Chordata, Aves, Anseriformes, Anatidae. The transcript has 7 exons. Gene Ontology annotation, biological process: protein dephosphorylation. Bases 84 to 1040 code for a protein of 318 amino acids. The record is from RefSeq and is a predicted model, not a curated record.